Pogona vitticeps (central bearded dragon) is the source of this 717-nucleotide messenger RNA. The record is from RefSeq and is a predicted model, not a curated record. NCBI's taxonomy places the organism in Eukaryota, Metazoa, Chordata, Lepidosauria, Squamata, Agamidae.
AUGUCCACAACAAUGUGCCAAGCCAUGGGCUUUUUCGUCUCAUCCCUGGGUUUCGCUGGCUGUAUCGUAGCCACGGCAAUGGAUGCAUGGAGCACACAGGACUUAUAUGACAAUCCAGUGACAGCUGUAUUCCAGUAUCAGGGGCUCUGGAGGAGCUGUGUCAGCCAGAGUUCGGGUCUUACAGAGUGCCGGCCUUAUUUCACAAUUCUUGGGCUUCCAGGUAUGGGCAAUGGGGUCAAAGCAAUGUGCAUAACUGGCAGGGUUCUAUCUUGCAAUUGGAUAUUGAUGUUAUUGCUCUGCUUGUGUUUGGUAAUCUUGACAAAAAUACUUACAUUAAGUAAUGAUCCAUUCCUCCUACCAGGUCUCUGUGCUAUCUGUGGGGUGUCUGUUUUUGCUAACAUGCUUGUCACCAAUUUCUGGAUGUCAACAGCUGGCAUGUAUCAACAAGGAAUGAUGCAGACACUCACAACAAGAUAUACCUUUGGUGCUGCUCUAUUUGUGGGAUGGGUUGCUGGAGGCCUGGCCUUGGUUGGAGGCAUUAUGUUGUGCAUUGCUUGCAGAGGACUUGUGCCAGAAGAAACCCAUUACAAGGCAGUAUCCUACAAGUCUGCUGGAUAUAGGUCUGGAACUGCAUAUGAACCCAAGAAGACAGCCAUAAUUGAUACUAAUACUGUCAAAAGUGAUGAAGGACGGCGCUCAAAAUAUGACUAUGUAUAG